Molecule: messenger RNA, 1990 nt
Organism: Aspergillus heteromorphus CBS 117.55
Lineage: Eukaryota; Fungi; Ascomycota; Eurotiomycetes; Eurotiales; Aspergillaceae
Product: M20 family metallopeptidase
Exons: 1
Coding region: 483-1724 (413 amino acids)
Molecular function (GO): hydrolase activity
Source: RefSeq, a predicted model, not a curated record
GAGAACUUCCUUCCUUUUCCCUGCAGGCUCGAUUCAUCCAUCAAUCGGAGUCCGGUUGUCUCUGCAGAUAUUGUAUGAUGCUGGGAUCGGGCUGAGUGGAGCGGUUUGAUCCAUCCACUGGACUCCCUCGGAUAUACUUAGUACCAAGUAGAUGGAUAGUAGAUAGAUAGUAGAUACGGAGUAGAUAGUAUAGAUAGAAGUUAGGUAUCAUCAGUGGGAUGUUCUGUAUACAAGAGUAUCAGAGUAACAAUACUACAACAAAGGCAUUGAAUGGCGUGCUGUGGCGCUAACCCGAUCUGGCAGGUCCACUCCGCCCUGGUUCCUGCCUGGUGAUCCAGGCACCAGCUCGUAUCUCCAACUUGGCAACUGCAACUCCAACAUCACCAUCAACGUCCACAACGUCCACAACAUUCGCCGCUUCUACCUCGACGGGGAAUGCGGCUGAGACUCUUCCCUCCGACCAUUCCUACCACUCUGAAAGCAUGAAGCCCCCCCUUUCCCUGCUCCUAGCCGUCGUUCUGGCCUCGGCCGCACCCCCGCAGGCUCCUCUAGGCCUCUCCCCCUCCGCAUCCGACAUCAUUGACGCCUCUCCCUUCCUCUCCUUCCACCGCGACCUCGUCCAGAUCCCCUCUGUCUCUGGCAACGAGACCGUCGUGGGAUCGUUCCUUAUCGACUUCCUCGAAUCCCACAACUUCACCGUCAUCAAACAGCCCGUGCCCGCGUCGCCCAACGGCGACCCCCACCGCUUCAACAUCUUCGCCUACCCAUCGACAUCCCCGGCUCAGGACCGACCCGAAAUCCUCCUUACCAGCCACAUCGACACCGUCCCCCCUUUCAUCCCUUAUUCCCUCCAUGAGAGCCCCGAUGGCACCCCCCUCAUCGCCGGCCGCGGCACCGUAGACGCCAAAGCCAGCGUCGCCGCCCAGGUCUUCGCCGUCCUCGAUACCCUCCGCGCCGACCCCACCGCCAGCCUGGGUCUUCUGUUCGUCGUUGACGAAGAAGUCGGCGGGCUGGGUAUGCGCAUCUUCUCCGAAUCGUCCCUCAACCCGUCCCCCUCGCCCUUCCACACCGUCAUCUUCGGCGAGCCCACCGAGCUCGCCCUCGUCUCCGGCCACAAGGGCAUGGUCGAGUUCCCGAUCCUCGCAACCGGUCAAGCCGCCCACUCGGGAUACCCGUGGCUCGGCCGGAGUGCCAUCUCCGCCCUGCUACCUGCCCUGUCCCGACUCGAUGUCCUGGGUAAUAUUCCGGCGGAGGAGGGCGGUCUGCCCGCGAGUGAGAAGUACGGACGCACGACCGUGAACAUCGGUCGUGUGGACGCCGGCGUCGCAACCAAUGUGGUGCCCGCGUCCGCGUAUGCCGGCGUUGCUAUUCGUCUGGCGGCAGGGACGCCCGACGAGGUGCGCGGGAUUGUCGCGCGUGCGGUGGCGAAUGUUACCGCCCAGGAUGACCAUGUCUACUGUGAUUUCGGCGCCUGGGGCCCUGGAUACCCCCCUCAGGAUCUGGAUACUGAUGUGCCCGGGUUCGACGUCAUCACGGUAAACUACGGCACGGAUGUUCCUAACUUGAAGGUGUCGGAGGGCGUCAAGCGGUAUCUGUAUGGGCCAGGAAGUAUUCACGUCGCCCAUGGUGAUGAUGAGGCCAUCACCGUUGAGCAGUUGGAGGCGGCGGUCCGUGGAUAUAAGAGGCUGAUCAAGGCGGCGACUCAGCGCGGACGCAAGAACUAGACCGCCGACUUGAUUGAUACAUUUGAACAGCAUUUUCAGCCACGAUACCUAAUGACGGCGGUUUAAUGCGGAUAGCUGUAUAUAUAGUGUAUAUAUUAUGAUGAUAUCUGCGGCGUCGGAUGCGAGGGAUGCUGGACGGAAAUGCGAUAUCGUACAAGAAACCAACCCGCCAGUAGACCGCCAUGAUAUAGCCGCCAAUAACCAAGUUCCUGCCUCGGAUAAAAUAACCUUAUACAAGAAGACUCAGCAGUAAAAAAGGAAAAAGA